This is a messenger RNA of Paramecium octaurelia, 7674 nucleotides long. Lineage: Eukaryota; Ciliophora; Oligohymenophorea; Peniculida; Parameciidae. The record is from the annotation of a GenBank genome assembly.
AUGCUCAAUAUAAUUAACUAAGGUGCUCAAAACGCAUAUAGAGUAUAAGGCUUAAAGAAAAGAACCACAAUUCAUGUGUAGAAAGACAAAAGCAUUGAUUUUAGAAAAAUAAAGGGAAAAUUUGUAUUUGAACCUUCAAAAACAAUAUAAUCAUAAUUGGAUGGAUUUUUUGUAUCUAUCAUUGUAAUCAUAAUCUUAGUUAAUGCUAAAAAAAAAUGGAUGGGAUAGGAAGUUAGGGUUCAAAGGAUUUAAAGGAACAUUUAAGGUUGAACAUCUGAUCAUGAUCGAAACAAAACUUAGGGUUUUAUUUCCACUAAGAGAGCUAACAAUAGUGGAUACACAGAUGGACAGAGAGCAUCUGAUUAUAUUACGAUAAUGGUUGGCUUGGCUCCAACCAAAAAAGUUGACUCUAGAAUUUCAGCAGAAUGAGAUAGAUGAUUAGGAUUUUGAAGAAUUUAUCUACUAUUUCUUUGAAAGAGAUAUUGACCUAAAGAGAGUACCUUCUUUUAUUUAAUUUAGCUAUACAUAAUCAGUAAUCCAGGAAUUUAUAAAGGGCAAUUGCUAAAAUAACUUCGAGUGUAUUUAAAGGAAAAAAAUGAUAAAAAUGAAUAUUAUGAUUACGAAUUGCUGAUGAAUAAAGAUUCUAAAUCAAUUGCAAUUAUAAAACUAGAGAAAAUGUGGACCAACCAAGAAAAGAACACUAUAAUUUAAUAAGCACGAGAAAAAAUUGACUAAACUUGCUUUUAUUAUUUUAAUUUGUAGAAAUGCUUUACCGAAAGCAAUUAUUAAGGUUUCGAACAUUUAAUUCAAUUGACAUAUGAUUUAGAUAAUUUAGAGUAAAUUUGUGGGUUAAAUGCAUCAGAUAAUUAUUUAGGAACACUAAAUAGUUUCUAAUAGACAUGUCAACACUUAUCAACAGCAAAGGGCCUACUUGAAUUAAAACUUAAAUCACAAAAAUUAUUAGAUUACUCAACUACAAUAUCGUCUUUAGUUGGAGACAGGUAUGAUAAAUUAAGAGUCAAUUUAUUUGACAUAUCACAAAAUAAUUCAAUGCUGGAGAAGACCUUUGGAAUUUUGUCUAAUGAAAUAUUUUUGCAUUGUAAAGAAGUCGUUUUUGAUGGUGUCUUAACCUAACAAUUAAGCACAUUAUAUAAAUUAAGUUUUUUAGCUGAAGCAGUCAAACUUAGAACAGAUUAUUUAAAAGAAGAAAGUAUAAAACGUAAGUGCUUUGUAUUAUUCUAGGUGGUAAAUUAAUUAAACACAACUUUCGAACAAUGAAUUUAUCAACAGUUGAAAACUAUAAUAGACAUGAUCUAGUAGAAAAGUUUCUUUCAAGUCUUGUUUUUACUGAACAUACCAAUAUUAAAUUAUUAUGUAUUUACAGUAAUUUAUUUAUAGACAUCUAAAAUUGUGAUAUAGGCAGAUUGGAAGCUUGGACAAACACCUUUAUAAAAUUUAAGGAGAGAAUUAUAAAAGAGCAACCAAAGAACCCCUUGCUUAAAGACUACAAAUUACCCAUAAAAACUAUUGUUCUUCCAGCUUAAACUUAUAGAAUGGAACCAUAGUAUAUUAAGAGGUUUUUUUAUGAGUUCUUUUUUACAAAGAAAGGUAGCAUUUUAGAAACAUAAACUUUUAUAAUGGAAAGUUGUUUUAAAUAAAAUGGAAGGGAAGAGGGAAUUUUGGAUUCAUGUGAAGAAAUAUAUAAGAAGAUACAAGAUGGAGAUGAAUCGAUGAAAAAUGUUGAGUAUACUAUUAAAAAAGUAAAAAUGAAGAGCACAACUUGCGACUUUCGCUUAUCUUUAUAUAAAUGCCUAAUCCUAACUGACAAUUUUAAAUUAGAAGAACUAAUCAUAGAAGAUGAAGGAAUGGAAGAGACUAUUACAGUGUACAAAGAUGCCACAUUAGCAUAUUUCUAAAAAUAGCCUUCUGGAUUUAUUCACAGUUUAAACUCUCUGCAAUUUAUUAGCUUAUCUUCGAUAGCAUUUGAGAUCUAUUAAUUCUUAGAAUUAUUUGUUUAUCAUGACUAACUAAGAUUGAAAAAAUUAAUUUUAAAAUCUCUUACGUUUGAAUAAAAGGAUGAUUUUAAGGAAAAUUUUGAAGGAAUCAUCAAAAGCAAAGAUCAACAAUAAUUUUAACUUUCAAUAAAGGAAUUGUAAGUAGAGCAACUAAAAGAAGAUUGUGCUUAAAUUAAUUUCAUUAAAUAUGUUAUUUUUUCAAAAUUUUAGAGAAUAGAAAAAUUGAGUAUAGGUCAAUUUAAUUUGGACACGCUUGCUGAUUAAAUUAUUUAGAUAUUAGAAGAAUUAUAAAUUUAACACUAAAACCAAUAAGAAAACAAUGAAAAAGAGGAUCCAAAUGAAAAUUCUAAAGAGAAACCAAUAAAUGAUAAAUAAAUAAACCCAAAUGAUAAUAAAAAGAAGAAAAAUUUUUAUGUUUUUGAAAACUUAAGAUAUCUAAGUUUAGUCGAAAUUGCAAUUACCUCCUAAAAAACAUGGAAUAUUAUAUUUCAACAGAUCAUUUUCAACCCCUAAAUUAAGUUAUAAGAGUUAGUUUUAUCUAAGAUUAAUCUAGAUGAAAUUUUUAUUAAAGCUUUGGAUGAAGCAACUAAGUCUUUAAUUGAUACUUAAAUAAAAGAAAACUUAGAGCAGAUUUCCGAUACUUCAGACUUAUUGUUCUAAUAUUAGAAUCUAUUAUUGGAAAAACCAUAGGACUUAGUUCUUAAGGGGAUAUUUGAUUUGUAAAAAUUAUCAUUUAUCGAAUGUAAAACUGAGAAAGAUGUUUUAACCCCUUUCUUAAUUCUCAGUACUUUAAAUGAAAUAACAUUUAAAUAAUGUGAUGGAUUAAACAAAUCUAUUUAGGAAACCUAAGAAAAGUUUACAAAAAACCCUGACUAUCAAAAAUUCAAUCUUGUUUCAAUUCAAACUUUAGUAUUCGAGAAAAUUACCUUAGAAGAACAAUAAUUUUAAUGGUUUUUGGAUGAAGUAGUUUUUAACAAAGAUAGGCAAUAAGUUAAGAAUUUAACAUUUAAUAAUUGCAAUUUGAAUGAUAAUUUGCUGAAUAUUUUAUCUAAUCAGAUCAAAAAAAUUAAGAGUAUUGCAACAUCAUUUAGAAGAUAUUAUAAUUUAAGAACAAUAAAUCUUCAAGAAAAUCCAAAGAUCAGUGAAGCUGCUUGGGUUGAUUUUUUUAAUAAGUUGAUGGAAUAAAAGGCUCAAAUUUAACUGGAGUAAAAUUAGAAAGAAGAAAAGAAGAAGGAUCUCUUUGUUAUUCAGAGUGAUAAUGAAGAAAAUGAAGAGGAAAUUGAUUCUAAAAAUGUCCUAAAUAAUAAGAAAGAAGACUAGCAACAAGAUAUUGAAGAUUUGUAAUAAAAGGAAGAUAGCAUUGAUAAAAUAGCUCUUUCAAAUGCUGAAUUUGUAUAAAAGAAUGAACUUUAAGUUAAAGAUAAAAUAAUCAACAAUUUUGAAAUAUUCAAACCUGCAUUUCCUUCAAAUUUGCAAUAUGUUUCUCUAAAUCUAGAUUUUAGUACUAUAAAAGAAUAAGAAAAAAAGGAUAAACUGUAUUACAAUAUUAUUGUUGGCUUAAUUAUUAAUACUGAAAGCUAAGUUGACAAUAUUAAACUAUAAAAUGUUGAUUUAGGUCUGUUUAUGUCAAACGUUUAAAAAGCUCAGUAAUUGAUACAAAUACUAGUGAAUAAUUGUUAUAAAGGAGAGGCUAAAGAAUUUAAAAGUAAAAUUUAAAAAAUAGAAUUCAGUGCUAAACCUGCAACUGAGAAUGAUAUCAAGUUGUUUGUAAAAACAUUUAUUUGUUCAACUCAUAUCUAAUUAAGGUCACUAGAUUUAUAUGGAUUUGAUAAUCAAGGUACAAUAUCAUAGAUCUUAAGUUAAUUGUCUAAUAGAUCUGGAUAUGUGUUAGAGACUUUGAAGUUGAAUUUCAAAGAAAAAUUAACUGAAGGAGAAACAUUCCAAUUUUUUGAAAAAGUAAUUCUAGGAACUGUUCUACCCAUAAAAGUUCUGAAAUUGGGCAGAGAAAUUUUAUUUUCUCCUGCAUAUUUCUCAGAGCUUUUGCUUAAUUAAUAAACUAUUCCUUUAGAACAAUAUAUUAUUUCAAUUUCAGAUGAGGAAGAAUAAUUAUAGAUUCAUUAGUAAUUUUUAGAAUUGCUGCUUUAAUCCAACUGUAAAAUUAAAAUAUUGGAUAUCAACAAAACCAAAGAUAUGAAUAAACUUUUAGCAAAGGUAGUAGAAAACAGAAUUUAGAAUCAAAAUUCGGAGUCAUUUUUAGAAGAGCUUAAUUUAUUCGGAUAAAUUAACGUUGAUGCUAAAUUUUUAACUUUCCUCUAUUCAUUACUUAAAAAUCUAAAAUAACUUAAAAUUGAUGAUAUAAAUUUGGAAAAUAAGGAUGAAAUCGAAAAUUUUUUUAAGGAUUCUACAUUAGAAUUUCAAUAAAGGGAGAACAGUUAAUUAGAUGUAAAAAAAAUAAAAGGAGAUGCAUGUCAAAUUUUUUUAGAAAAUUUUGUAUUGAAUGAUAAAAUUGGAUUCAGCAACAUUAACUUAAAAAGCCAUGAGUUGUUUACUAACUUUCCUGCUUUAAAUAAUACAAACAAAAUCAAAUUGCUCAAAUUAGAUGUGGGAUUAUUAUACAAUUCGUCAUAUUAACUAAAUGAAAAAGGCUUGACUUUAAUCGCAUAGAAGUUUAUUUAUAAUGAGGAAAGCAAUUGUGAAAUACUCGUGUUGAAUUAACUUCAUUUAAAAAUCCCAGGUGUUAAGGCUUUAACUAGUCCUGCACAGAAAUUUAGAGAAGAUAUUGAAGCUUAGAAAAGGCAAAGUACUUGCCAAUUAAAAUUAAAAGAAGUGAUCUUUUAUUAUUCUUUAUACCUUUUAGACGAAGGACAUGAAUUGCUUAUAAAGGAUUUGUUUUUUUUCGAAUAUAUAAGCUUAGAAAGGCAUUAAAUAUAAGUAUCUAAUUUCAACAAUGCCAAUUGUAAAUCAGUGUAUACAAAUGGUAAGAAUUGGUUGAAAUUUUAAUAGUUACAUAAUAGAUAGUAUAAAAAUGAAUAUCCAAUCAAAUACAUCGAUUAUGGUAGAAAUGAAUUUAUAUCAGAAAAAUAAGUAUGGUCUGAUUUCCUUAAUUUUUCUGUUUUUUCAGAUCUAAUGCCUCAUUUAGAGACCUUCAAUUUGCAUUUUAUGGCAAUUAAUGAUUUAAUUACUGAAUAUAUUGUGGAAAAUGCAUUAAAUUAUCUCAAUCAAAAACCAAAGAACUUUAAGCUUCCAGUUAAGAAGAUAAAUUUCUCACAAAAUAACGCUUUGACUAAAAUUGGAUGGCAGAGCUUAUUUGAGAACUUCUUCUUGCAUCCUAAAGUAGAUCUAAUAGAACUUAAUAUGAUUAGUACAAUGUUGGAUUCUUAGGAGAAACUUGAUGUUAUCUAAAAUGCAUUUAAAAAACGUGCAGAUAGAAGCCCGAAUAAAAAAUUACCAAUGCAAAUGUUUCUUUGUUACAAUGUCAGCUUAAAAGAUAUGAUCAAACCAUUUUUGUCUACUCCUCCUCCUGAUUAUAAACCUCCAACUCAUUUAUCAGUAGCUAUUGAUUACGAUGCUUGGAAGUUUGGAAUCCAUGAUGGUAUUCCAGAAGAGUUCGGAGAGAAAGUCCUAACAUAUUAAAGAAUAUUUUAUCAGCAUUCAGAAUUUAUAGAAACAAGUAAAUGGAAGGAAUAUGAGGAUGUUAAAUUUGCCCCAUAUCAUCUAGAUUUUUGUGAACAUUAUUUGAAAAAGAUGAACACUUACUUCAAAUAACAUUAAAUUAAAAACCCAUAAAUCUAUCUGAAUCUUAAUACACUCAAAGAAUUUUCAUCAAUUUUCAGAUACCGCAGAGAAAAACCAGGAAAACCUUUUCCAUAUUAAAUUGUCUUUUAAAGUGAUACUUAUAGAUUUCUUAAGAGUAGAGAGAGCAUUAUAUACAAAAUCAAUUUGAUUUAGAGUGACUUUUCUCAUCUAGAGAUGAUUAGUUAAGAAAAUGUAAUUUAAAUUUGGAAAUCAGUUAAAUCUUGGAGGUCAUCAAUUGAUUAAAUAUAGAUUGAAUAUUCAUUGAAUGACAAUCUUUGUGAGGAAAUGAUAAGAUAAGGAUUUUCAGAGAAGGACAUAAUUUAGUUAGUUAGAAUUAUGCCUCCCAAGUCAAUAAGAAUAUAGGGUGGAUUAAGUUUACCUGCUGUUAAAGGCUUGUAUUCAAUACUUUAUGAAACUCAUUACUUCCAAUAUUCAGUUAUUAAUUACGGAUUUGAUUCGUUCUUAAAUACUGGUAUUGGCUAUGCUUUGAGAGAAACUGCCUACAGUUAUUAAGACAAAAAUCUGUUUACAAAUAAGAUGAAGUAGAUGUUUUAUUCAAUAUUCAACUUUUUUGUUUCCAAGGCCCAAAAAUUUGAGUUUGAUGAUGAAAUUCACAAUUUAAACGCUUAUCUAUCAAAUAGAAAGUUGUUCUUCUUUUUGAUUGCUUUUAAUAAUGUUCUGUUUUGGGCAGUUACUUUGAUAUCACCAUUCUUUUUCACACAUUACUAUAAUGGAGACACAGAACCUGAGGAAUAAGCUUAUUAUUGUGUAGCAGGAACUAGUAAAGAAGCAAAUUAUGUUUAUUAUGGUUUUGCAGCUUUUUCUGCGAUAAUAGAAGCAUUUCUAUUUUAUCAGUUUUAAUUGCAAAUACCAAACCACAUUGAGAAAUUAGAGAUCAAAAUAGAAAAGGUUGACGAAGAGGAAGAUUUUAGAAAACCAUAGGCAUUCAAUUAAGAAUAAGAUGUCAAAAAAAAUUAAAUUGCCCCUUAAUUAUUUGAUCGAGCAAAAAAAACUUAUAUUGAUGUUUAAAAGGCCUUUUAAGUUUAAUAAAAGAAAAUUGUAGAAUCUAAAUUCUUGCAAGUGUUCUUAGUUCUUUUGAACUUAGCCUUUUCAUAACUAUAUAAAUUUGACCUCUUUAAUGAUGUUGUGUUUAUCUUAACUUGCUUCUAUUGUGAUGAAAACAUACUGUUCAUUUUAACUCUACUGAUCACAUCAAUCACUCAAGGAAUUUAUAUACUUUAGUUUUUGUAUCUGUUGUAUAUAAGAAUUACUUAAACAGAAACAACAGCAAAAAUUUUAUCAACUAAAUUUAUCAAUGAUAUCUAUUAAAUUGCAUUUCUGGGGAGAAACCAAGCUCUUAGUUAGCAAUUAGAUAAAGUUGCACCCUAUAAUGUUUCCAUAAUCCCUAAUAUCUGGCUUACGAGAACUUUUCUGUCAGAUUAUGCUGGAAGAAGCAUGAGUAAUCCAAUUAAAGCGUAUUUUAUGCAGUUUAUGCUUGAAGAUAUGCCUUAAACAGCUUUAUAAGCAUAUUUUGUUGUCAAAUAAGGUUUAAAAUAAGGCAGUCUAUCUUCAUAAGUUAUUUUCAUAAUAAUUAUCUCUAUUUACAACUUUAUGUCGUCAUUUUAUCUGUAAGUUUUAUAAUUUAUAUUCUAGAUUUAUGUCUAUAAGACCAUCUACGUUGAGUUAAGACGACUUUGAUAAAUUGUCUAAGAUUAAAAAGAAUAAAUACUUAGAGGUCAAAGAAUAAUAUUUAAAUGAAGAAGAGAAACAAUUGAAGAUAUAUUCAGAGUUGUACUCAAAUCCCUCAAGGGUGGCCUCACCUAUAAAAUAAAACUAGGAUGAGGAACACGAAAUGCUAUUAUGA